AUGCCGCAGCCAAAAGAUGGAUUAAACGCGGAGGAAGCGCUUAAAGACCAGUGGUUUAUUAUAGAAGAAGACAAGAAGAGAUUAGCGAGGGAAAUCGAGAAGGUGGCGAGGGAAAUCGAGAAGGUGGCGAAGGAAAUCGUAGAAAAGAAAGAAGAGCAGAAAUGGGAGGGAAAGGGGGGGAAAUGUGGAUCAGGCGGUGAAAAUGUUCCUGCUGGAUUAACAAACCCUCCUCAGCCUGAUAGACCCAAUGACGAGGAGGCGAGUGACUGUGAAGUCAUAUGGGAUGAGAACUGGAAAUCACAUCCACUGGUAUAUUCGGGUUCUGACUCAAGAAGCAUGCGGGAAUCUCCGACCGUAGGAAUGAGCCAAGAUAGUGGUUUUAAAAAAUUCGCAUUCGACGUAUAUGUCCGUGAAGACGAUUGGCAGCAGAGCAACCGCAAUCUACAAACAACAAUCGAAGAUGUCUCAGAUGAAGAAGAAGAGCCCCUUAGGAACCAACCCCCUAAUUACCUUCCUGAUAGACAAAAUAACGCUUGGGAUGAACCGCCGCCAAUUAUCAUCCACUCUCAUUCACCCUCACCAUCCCCUCCUCACAACAAGGAUCCUCCGGGGGUCCGUGAUUACAAUAUUCAUAGGGGGCCCUUUCAACCCUUUCAGCCAAGGGACCAACAUGGUAAUAACUUCCUUGGUGUGGAUCAUGAUGAUAUUCCUCGGCCAAAGAGCCAGCCUGUAAACCCAACGGAACCGCGACAUCAAAGCUAUAAACCUCAAUUUUCAGACCCCGGGUAUGAUGAAAAUGAAACCCAUUCUGGAGAACUAGACCCAAACACUCGACCCGGUUAUUGGGAGAGUCUUUCAAGAGAGAGAAGACUUCUUUUGGCAGUAAAAAUGAGGAUAGCAUCGUGCAUAGAUCCAGAGUAUAAGAAAACGCGAAGAACAUUACAUGAAGCUGUCACGGAAGGCGAUCAUGGUAUGGUUUCGAUUCUACUUGAUGAGGGAGCAGAUCUUGAAGCGAUGAGCGAUGGUGGAUUCACACCGCUGCACAUGGCGGUUAUUGCGGGGCAAGAGUGGAUAGUAGUGCUGCUGCUGGAUGCUGGCGCAAAUAUCAAUGCAGAAACUUCUAACGAGGAGAAACCACUGCAUUUGGCAAUCAAUAAAAACGAUAAGGUGAUGACGGGAGUUCUGCUAGAUAGUGGCGCGGAUAUUCAUGGAGGGUACUCAGAUGGAUCAACAACAUUACAUGGAGCAGUUUGGGCAGGGAAGGCCUGGGCAGUUGAAAUGUUGCUGGAUUUCGGCGCCGAUGUUAACGCACAAACCAUGCUUGGAUACACAGCACUAAGUUUUGCAAUGAAGAAUCAGAACUUUACCAUGGCGAAAAUUCUGCUGGACCGCGGGGCAAAUAUCAAUCUUGUUCGUAGGGACGGAUAUACACUACUAUUCGAUGUUAUCCGUGCUGGUUCCAAUGCGGCAAUAAGGUUUCUUUUAGCAGAAGGCGCAGAUUUUACAAUAGCAGCGGAUAAUGGUGACACAGCACUGCAUGUAGCAGCUAAAGAGGGCUUGGAUAACGCCGUGCUUUUACUGUUAGAGUUUGGGGAUAACGUUAGGAAGGCAUCUCCCAGUGGAGUUACACCUCUCCAUUUGGCUGCCUGGAUAGGAGAUUGGAGAAUGAUCAAAUUGCUUCUUCAGUAUGGAGCAGACCCUACAGUAAAGGAUUGUAAUGGUUGGACACCUCAUUACCUACAAGCAGCUAGAAAGGGCGAAGAUAUAACGGUUAAGGAUGUACGGGAAGAUUUAGAAGAUGUAAGGCUAGGAGUAUACAGAAAGAAGCCAUAA
Molecule: messenger RNA, 1833 nt
Organism: Morchella sextelata
Lineage: Eukaryota; Fungi; Ascomycota; Pezizomycetes; Pezizales; Morchellaceae
Exons: 5
Coding region: 1-1833 (610 amino acids)
Cellular component (GO): nucleus; cytoplasm
Molecular function (GO): protein binding
Source: RefSeq, a predicted model, not a curated record